CAGCCAGCCAGCCAGCCAAGUGAGAUUAAAAGCUACUUUUUACAAAUAAAUUUGCAAAAAUGCGCUAAAAAUGGGGUGGGAGGGAGGUACUCUUAGCCAAACUUCCGAGGGAAAAUCUAAGCAAUUUAAGCACUUUUUUAGAUCGCUUAACACGAAAUUCUUCGCCAAGCUUUCAAUGUGAAUCGCGAGCAGAUUUGUUUUUAAUUUAAAGCUCAAACCACAGUAUAAAGAAUCGAUAUAGCCACGCAACCCGAAAACUACCACCAAUUUCGACGAAAUUAUUGUCGCGAGUGCUUCAUCAAUUCAUUGAGAGCUGCCAUUUGGAACAAAACCAAUAAUAAGAAGCGUUUUUUAUGCAACAUGGGAUUUUCGUCGUGUGGUAAAAACUAAUUAACGGCGAAUUUAUGUUCAAAUGUAAAUAUAGUGCGAAUAUGUAACUUUUUAUUAUGCCUGCAUCAGAAUCGCUAUUUAAAACAUGCCUGGGUGUGCGAAAAAAGGCAACUAAAGCAGGUCGAGCUUUAAAGUUGAGAUGUAACGUAUGUUAAUUCAAAUGUAACAUAUCAUAUGAAACUAUAAUCUGGGACUGAAAUAAGAAAUCCUUUCCGAUCACUUUCUGCAAACGCAAAAGUUGUAUUUGGUUCGGGUCCUUUGUUAAUAUUAAAAUGCUUCACUCGUCGUAAAAUGACACUGCUUGCUUCGGAAAUAAUUAUUUCCGCGCCAGUAAUGUGUUAUUUUUCUGACCUUUAUGUAAAUAACUAUUGUUUGAAAGAUGCUUUCUAAGCAUGCAUGCCAACAGCCCUUCAUAUUGUUUAUAAAUAACCUUUUGCAUUUGGAUUUUGCAGGUUCCAACUUUCCUUUUGCUUCUGCAAUAAGCCACUGAAUGGACGGUGUAUCAUCUUCUUCAACCGAUCAUUUUUAUUUAUAAGCAAACGUCAAGUGACAUUCCUAAGGCAAUCAUGAAAUUACGAAUAAUCAGCCCAUUUAGAAAUGUAUCCAAUAUGAUUUCAUUCUAUUUCCCUUAUUUUUACAUUAUAUUGCAGAUAUAACAAAAAUACUAUAAGAAAAGUUAGUUGGUCUUUAAAGCACUUGCAACGUUUAUUAUGUUGUUUUAGUGGCUUCACACACCAAGGUAUCAACCACCUUCUCAUAAAUUUGGGGUGGUCUGCAAAUUAUGUUGGAGCAGUAUUCGAGUAAGAAUUCCAUUGAAAUUAGUGGCGUUCCCGAAAUAAAAGGUGAAGAAAUAACGAACGUCGUCACUGCAGUAAGCGGCGCGGUAGGAUUUACCUUAAAUAGAUCAAUGAUCGAUGCAUGUCACCGGCUAGGAAAGAACCCCAAUAAACCCAACGAACCUAGGGGGAUCAUACUUAAGUUUGUUAGCAGGAUGGACAAAGAUCAGUUACUUAAGUGUAAACGUAUCAAACGCAACGUGCACAUUUUAAACAACAUGUCUUGUCAGGCAAUUAUGAUGUUAUUGGAGUAUCUGAGACAUGGCUGGUUCCAAGUAUCAGUGAUUCUAGUAUAACAAUAAAUGGGUUUAAUUUUGAACGUUCUGAUAGGAAAACCGGAAAGCGUGGUGGUGGAGUUGGAAUCUAUAUUAAGCAUGGUCUUAGGUAUAAAGUAUUACAUGACGUAGGUGACAAUGACUUUUUUGAACAAAUUUGGAAAGCAGGAAUUUUCAGUCAUGGAUUUUUUAGGUAAGUUUGAGGAUUCGCUUGCUUGUGUUCUGCCAAAGGGCGAUGAAUUAAUAUGUGUCGGUGAUUUUAAUUUAGAUUUAUGUGAUACUGGUCGUACGUCAACUUUUCAAUUCAGUAAUUUACUCGAGACGCUCGAGUUAAAACAAAUUAUUGACGAACCUACUAGGAUAACAAAAGCAACGGCUACCUUAAUUGAUUUUAUUAUUGUUCCUGCCAGUAAGGAAAUUGCCCACCAUGGUGUUAUUUCGUUGCAUGAAGUAACUGAUCAUUUUCUAGUUUUUUGUAACUACCCAGUGACUACUAAGCAAAGUAAAGUGCCUACAUUAAUUACGUAUAAUGAUUUUUCAACAUUUUCAAUCAAUAAUUUCGAUAAGGACUUGCAAAGUAUUGACUGGGAUUAUAUUUAUACUUGUGAUAACGUUGAGCACAUGGUUGAUUUUCUUAAUUACAAUAUACUUACUAUUUUCGAUUGCCAUGCACCUAUAAAGACUGUGCGAGUCACUAAACCAAGAGCUCCUUGGCUUACUGACACUAUACGUCAGAUGAUUCUUUUACGUGAUAAGGCUUUAAUGAAAUUUAAAAAAUCAAAAUCGUGCACAGAUUGGAAUUAUUAUAAGGCAAUUAGAAAUUAUACCACUCAGGCUAUUAGAAGGGAAAAGAAAGCAUUUUUGGAAAACCAACUCCAACAGCUAGGAAAGGGAGUUCCCUGGAAGAACUUGAGAGAUCUCAAUGUAUACUCGAAAGAUAAAUUAACUGUGCCACCAAAUCUAUCUGAUGUGAAUGCCAUCAAUAAAGUCUUUACAAGCUCUGUAGAUUCUGAUCUUGGGAUAGCUUCUGAUACAGUUAAGUAUUACACCGAGCAUACAUGUAGAUCAACGGGCGACCAUAUAUUCACGACCAGGAGGAUCCUAGACGAACACAGGAGGGCAGGAACCAGCCAACGCGCUAUAGUAUACAAUGGUUUGGGAAGAAUGAAAACCAGAGGAAUGAAACAGGCAUGUCCGCUCUCCCCAAGGCUUUUCGCGAUAGCACUGGACAAUGCCAUAGAACAAACCAGGAGGGUGCUGAGGAAGUUCAGCACAGGUGGCCAAUUACAACCACCGACACUAGUGGCGUACGUGGACGACCUACCAGUACUCGCGGAUAAGAUGGAAGACAUCGAGGACUUCGUCCAAACCAGCGAGGCAUACCUGGAAAUGGCAAGCCUACAAAUAAACAACGAAAAGAGAUACAUCAUUAUAAGAGACCCAGGAAGCAAUACCCAAUACCCAUAA
Molecule: messenger RNA, 2968 nt
Organism: Photinus pyralis (common eastern firefly)
Lineage: Eukaryota; Metazoa; Arthropoda; Insecta; Coleoptera; Lampyridae
Exons: 4
Coding region: 1640-2968 (442 amino acids)
Source: RefSeq, a predicted model, not a curated record